Messenger RNA from Closterium sp. Yama58-4, 2535 nucleotides. The record is from the annotation of a GenBank genome assembly. NCBI's taxonomy places the organism in Eukaryota, Viridiplantae, Streptophyta, Zygnematophyceae, Desmidiales, Closteriaceae.
AUGGAGGGGCUGAACCGCCCAGCAGGCAUAGCAGCGGCGCUCAUCCCACCUGUGCUUGCCGCGGUCACAGAGUGUCUCCCCCUCGUCUCCGCGCCCUCCCCCCACCUGCCCGCCCUUGCCUGCCUGCACUCCGCCCUCUCUGCCCUCCACUCCCUCCUCUCCCUCCACCCCCCCUCCCCCGCCACCCUCCUCUCCCCCUCAACCCCUCUUCCGUCCUCCUCCUCCUCCUUCCCUUCCUCCCCAUCACCUCUACCUUUGGGAUUCCUGCCUACCAAUCCCGCCGGGGGUGUGGGGAAGAGGCGGAGGGGCGUGCAGGGGGAGGGGGGGAAGGGGGCGCUGGGGGCUGGAGGAGGGGAUGGUGAAGGGGGGAGAGGGACAGGGAGGGGAGCGGUGAGGGGAGAGGCGCGGAGGCGGUUGCUGGAAGGGAGCAGAUUCGUGAUUCGGAUGAGUGGGGGCAGAGGGGAGGGGGGAGGAAAGGGAGGAGGGGGAGGAGGGAAAGAGGGAAGCAAAAGGAAGAAUGGUGAACGAGAGGGCGAGCGGGGGAGAGGAGAUGGUGAGGAGGCAGAGGAGGGUGGGGACGAAAAGGGGGAAGAGGCGGAGGAGGAGGGGGAAGAGGCGGAGGAGGAGGAGGCGAGGGAGGAGGCGUGGGUGGGGCGGCUGUAUGAGUUCAUGCAAGGCGCGAUGGAGGGCAAGCUCCUCCCCGCUCCGACCGCUGCGCCAAUCCUAUCGCGACACGUCAGCGAGUCCCUCAUCCGCCGCCUCCUCCCGCUCCUGCCGACCCUCCUCCAUUACGCCCCCUCGGCCGCGCGCCGCGCCUCGCUGCUGGGCAGCUUCUCUCGUCUCUUCUCCGCGUCGCCCGCCCGCAGCGCCACCCGCGCUGCCUGCCUGGAUGUGAUGUUUGGGCUGCUGCAGCAACAUGCGGUGGGGGGGGAUGGGGGCGCAGGGGGGAAGGGUUUGAGAGGGGCCGAGGUGGAGGGAGGGGAAGAGACGGCGAAGAGAAAAGAAGGGAGGCAGGGAGGGGCGGGUGGGGCGGAAGGAUUGCCCGAGAAGGUGGUAGCUGAUUGGCUGACAGCUCUUCCCAGACUGCUCUGGGAUAUUGGGGCCUCACAUCCUGACACAUCACUGGUAGGUGCUUCGACACUGCAAAAACAGCACGAGAGGCAAGACGACCGGCAGAACACAUCUGAAGCAGCAGCGGGGCCACGUGGCAUGCGGUGGUUGGCGGGGAGGGCAGUGGAGGUGGUGGGAGCAGCGCACAGGAGGGGCACAGUGGGCCUGGCGGAGUACCUGGGCUUCCUGGUGUCGCUGCUGCUCUCCCGCACGCGCGCCCACUCCCACCGCGACAUCACCGCCGCGUUCCAAGGGCGAGCGGAGCCCAAGGGGGAAUUGAAAGGCUCUCCACCGUCAGAUCUUCCUCGGAGCAAAUCAGAGGGGUCGAGACGGUUCCUGGAAGAUUCUUCUGGGUUGUGUCGUGAGAUAUGGGAGCGGGAGCCAGCAGUGGGGGCGGUGUGUGCCGCGCUCGUGCACGUGCCCGUGGGGGAUGGAGGGGGAGGUGGAGGGGACAUGGGGGGCUAUGCAGGGGCGUUGGUGGACGGAGCAGCAGUGUUGGACCUCGUCUCACAACCACUGGCUGCUGCCCUGAGCGACCCCUCCACCACUCCACCAUGCCUGUACGGCAUCUUCCGUGCUGUGGCCGCCUGCUCCCGCCACGCUCAGCUGCACCCCUUCCCCACCCCUACGGGCCCCAUUCCGGUCUCAGCCACAGCAGCAGCAGACAGCAUUGAGGAGUGUGGAGAAAGGGCACAGCCAUCACCAUCACCAUCAUCAUCACCGUCACCAUCAGCAUCACCAUCAGCAUCAGCGUUGGCGUGUGCGCCGUCGCAAGCACGCGGGACAACACAAGGCGAGGCGACCACGUGUGUGCCGCCGUGCCUGUCAGCGCUGCUGCCCGCCAGCCUUGCCCGCUUCUGCUGCCACCUGCUUCAGGAGCAUCUUUCUACACUCUCCGCCUCAACCCCUACAUCACCCGUGCCCACGAGGGCCUCUCUGCUGCGAGCGUGCCCCUGGCUGGUGCCCGCCCUGCGCCUGCUCGCCCUGCACCCCUUCCUGCUCGCGCCCUUCCUCCACCUCCUCCUCCUGCCCUCCGAGAAGCAAGAGCAGGGCGCAGGGGCCGGAGCUGGAAAGGCAGGGAGCGCAGGGGCAGAGAGCACAGGGGCAGAGGGUGCGAGAGCAGAGGGUGCGAGAGCAGAGGGUGCGAGAGCAGAGGGUGCAAGAGCAGAGGGUGCGGGAGCAGAGGGCGCAGUGGCAGGGGUGCAGGCGAGAGCGGGUGUGGUGUGUGUGGCAGUGCUGUGGGGCCCGUUGGAGCGACCGCUGGUGCUGCUGGGGGCGGCAGACAGGCAGCGACUCACAGCUGGCCUGGCUGGCUUGAUGGAAUCGGUGCAGGCAGAAGCAGGAGGCGGCUCUUCUGUGGGGUGGUGUGAGGCGCUGCUCUCCCAGGCACGCUCGCGCCUUGCCCUGCUCUAUGGCUGCUGCUGA